ACUUGACGUUUGGAGAUUAGGUUAUGCGAAAACAGAGAUUUUGAAUAGUGUUUUGACUUUGAGGAGAAAUUCUUGAUAAUAUAAAAACAUAUCUUUACAGUUCUGGUAUUAUUGAUGAAAAAGACACCUGCAAUAUGUUUGCUCUUUCGAGGAGAUCAAUAGUUCCUUUGACACAAAUUAGAACUAAGACGGACAAAGCCGUUUUGGACGAAAUUAUUCGAGUAGAUCAUGCUGGAGAAUUGGGAGCAGAUCGAAUUUAUGCAGGUCAGAUGUUCAUUCUAGGCAGCACUUCAAAAGCGCCUUUAAUAAGACAUAUGUGGGAGCAAGAAAAACAUCACAAAGCUACAUUUGAAGAUUUAAUUAGAAAACGUCGUGUUAGGCCUACAGUAAUGACCCCUAUUUGGAACAUUGCAGGUUUUGCCUUAGGAGCAGGAUCAGCAUUGCUUGGAGAUAAAGCAGCUAUGGCAUGUACAGUGGCUGUUGAAACAGUAAUUGUAGAUCAUUAUAAUGACCAACUGAGAACUCUAUUAGAAGAUCCAGAGUGUGAUAAAGAGCUUGUAGAAACUAUUAAGAAAUUUAGAGAUGAGGAACAAGAGCAUCAUGAUCACGGCAUUGAUCAGGGAGCAAAGCAGACUCCUUUUUAUGAAGCAUUUACUAAUGUUAUUAAAGCUGGAUGUAAAGCAGCUAUAGCUAUUUCAAAAGUAGUUUAACUUAUGUUUGUGUAUAUAUUUAGUUGUUUGUGAAAUAUAUGUUGUUAAAUAUUU
Messenger RNA from Diabrotica balteata, 764 nucleotides. NCBI's taxonomy places the organism in Eukaryota, Metazoa, Arthropoda, Insecta, Coleoptera, Chrysomelidae. The record is from the annotation of a GenBank genome assembly.